Messenger RNA from Drosophila obscura, 1736 nucleotides. RefSeq names its product homeotic protein empty spiracles (gene ems). The coding region runs from base 139 to 1623 and encodes 494 amino acids. Gene Ontology annotation, molecular function: DNA-binding transcription factor activity, RNA polymerase II-specific; DNA binding. The record is from RefSeq and is a predicted model, not a curated record. Lineage: Eukaryota; Metazoa; Arthropoda; Insecta; Diptera; Drosophilidae. Gene Ontology annotation, biological process: central nervous system development; brain development; regulation of DNA-templated transcription. The transcript has 2 exons.
CCAAAAUACAAACGCUUCACAGAGGACUAGCCGGAAAUACUAAAUACCAAAAUACGUGUACACCCGUGUCCCAGAGAAGCCGCCAACAUAGCCGAGCUACUAGCCGCCUCGCCACCCGCCAGCACCACGCGCGUAUUUAUGACUAAGAUGAUUCCGCCGGUACCCACCUCAGCCGUCAUGAUGCCCACGCCCAAGCAGAAGAUCGGCUUCAGCAUCGAGUCGAUUGUCGGCAACGAUGCCGCCUCGAUUGCCGCCGGCAAUCAGCAGAUGCGUGCCACCUCCGACCACAGCGCCAGUCCGCCGCCAGGCGAGCGCAACGGACCCGGAUCGCCGCCCCAGACCCCACCGGCGACCAUCACCAUGCUGCCGCACCACCUCAUGGCACCGCCGUCGCACGGCAUGCCCCUGCCGCACCACAUGUCGCCACAUCAGCUCCAGCACCAGCACCAGCAUCCCCAUGCGCAUCAGCAGCAUCCUCAUCCCCAUCUGUCGCCGGCCCAGCAGCAUGUUCUGCACCAGCAUCUCCUCAUGCAGCAGCAGGGCACACCCAAGACCCACCAGGACAUCCAGGAGCUGCUGCAGCGCCUCCACCACAACGCGGCCGUGGCCAGCGGCAUGAGUCCGCUCCAGACACGCCUCUCCCCCGAGUCGGAUGCAGCACCCGCUCACGUUUCCCUCAAGCGCGAACGAUCUCCGGCUCCACCGUCCAUGGAGCAGGCCGAGAAUCCCUCCCAGCGUAUCCAGCCGCCACACACGCCUCCGAAAUCCGUGUCACCACAGUCAUCGCAGCCCUCCUCAUCGCCCAGCCUGCUGGUCAGCAGUCCGCACAACACACCCCCGCAGCAGCAGCAGCAGCCACCAAACUACCCCAAGCCCGGAAUGCAUCCGGCCGGAGCCAUGAUGAUGCAAGGAAUGCCGCCAGCCGGCUUGGUGCGACCCUUUCCCGUGGGCCCAGGCGGACCCCCUAUGGGACAGCCACAGGGACAGCCCGGCAUGCCGGACAUCAAGGCCCUGCCCCCGUACAUCAACGCGCCCCCAGAGAUGCAGCCCCAGCACAAUCCUCACCUGAUCGCCGCCGCCCAGUUCCAGAUGGCAGCCGCCAUUCAAGCGGGACAUGUCCUGGGUCCUGCCGCAGCUGCCGCUGCCGCCGCUGGACUCCCGCCCCACGCCGCACAGUUCAUGCCAAAUCCUGGCAUGGCACGGGACAGCUACCAGCUCUAUCCCUGGCUGCUGAGUCGUCACGGACGCAUCUUUCCACACCGUUUCCCUGGAAGUUUUUUGGUGCCGCCAUUCCGCAAGCCCAAGCGCAUCCGCACCGCCUUCUCGCCCUCACAGCUCCUGAAGCUGGAGCACGCCUUCGAGAGCAACCAGUAUGUGGUGGGGGCCGAGCGCAAGGCCCUCGCACAGUCGCUCAACCUGUCGGAGACGCAGGUGAAGGUCUGGUUCCAGAACCGUCGCACCAAGCACAAGCGGAUGCAGCAGGAGGACGAGAAGGGCGGCAGCGGAAGCUCCGAGCGUAAUCAUCACAAUGGUAGCGGGGACGAGGACGACGAUGAGCUCAUCGACAUGGAGAUGGACGAUUGUGCCAGUGAUGAGGAGCACGAUCUGGAUGCCAGCCACUAGAACCGCUAGACAGUUCCAUCCGUGAGUUCCUUACCCAGUCGAUGGGUUCACCAGUUCCCAGAAGCUCUCCCGCGAGUAAAAUAGUUUGUUUUUUGUGAUAUAUUCUUAAAUAA